Molecule: messenger RNA, 2605 nt
Organism: Paramormyrops kingsleyae
Lineage: Eukaryota; Metazoa; Chordata; Actinopteri; Osteoglossiformes; Mormyridae
Gene: ntmt2
Product: N-terminal Xaa-Pro-Lys N-methyltransferase
Biological process (GO): N-terminal protein amino acid methylation
Cellular component (GO): cytoplasm
Molecular function (GO): N-terminal protein N-methyltransferase activity
Source: RefSeq, a predicted model, not a curated record
ACAACAGUUGUCACUACGACUUUACGUGACUAUUCGAUAGGGCAGAAGAAGCUCACAGGCUCCAAGUUUGGCUUCCCGUCUGCUGAGCAGAGGCUCUGCGACGCCCUGGUAGCUUUCAGCACCUGCAGAGCGCAGGAAUCGCCCCGAUCAAUUACGGCGAUGGUGCCAAGCGCCUAGCAGAUAUAGCGCCGCUGCACCCGCUGGCGUCCCAGCGUCUCACCUUCCCUGCCCAGUCGCUCCUGCAAGCCGGACUCGUCACGUUCUAUGACCACCAUGGAGCACAGAGCUGCUCACCAAGCUUUCCGUCGGCGCUGGAAGAAGACAGACGAUGGCCUCUGCCGGCAUAGCAUGUCCUUCCACCUCCACAACACCCUCAGGAAGGAGUUCUUCGCCAGCUAUCUGUACCUGCUGGAGCAAAUCCCUCUAGUCCAGCUCUUUGCUGUAACCUGCGAGUACAUCAAGGGGGAGAAGCAGUUCUACGCAAGAGCGCAGAAUUUCUACAAAGAUGUGGAGGCUUCGGAGGAGGGGAUGAUGGGAGGCUUCAUCGAGAUUUCCGAGAUUGACUUAGAAGGUUCCAGGCAGUUCCUGAAAAAGUUUGUUGGGGGUCCUGGCAAGGCUGGCACUAAGUGUGCCUUGGACUGCGGCUGUGGGAUCGGGAGGGUAGCCAAGAACGUCCUCCUGCCAGUGUUCGAGACAUUGGAGAUGGCAGACAUGAUAGAGGACUUUCUGAUCCACGCCCACGAGUGCUACCUGGGUAGUGAUGCUGACCGCAUCGAGUCCUACUACUGCUACAACCUGCAGGACCUCACGCCCCCCCCGAAGAAGUAUGAUGUCAUCUGGAUGCAAUGGGUCGCAUGCCACCUGACUGACAACGACCUGAUGAAGUUUCUGAUCAGGUGCAAAGCCAGCCUGAGGCCCAACGGCAUCAUCGUCAUCAAGGACAACAUGGCCAGGCAGGGCUGCAAGCUGGACCCCAUCGACAGCAGCCUUAUCCGGCACCUAGACAUCGUAAAAGCCAUCAUUCUCAAAGCCGGCCUGGAGAUCUUGGGGGUGGAGAAGCAGCAGGGCUUCCCGGAACAGAUAGUCCCCGUCUGGAUGAUCGCCAUGAAAUAAUGGCACUGACACACCUCAGCUUCACCUGCAGGACAACCGACUCUCACCGUGGACCUCAACACCCCGGCAGUGGUUCCUGCUAAUUCGGUUACAAGCAGAACCAUAUCAGAGCCACACAAAAGCUGCUUCAAGUCUGUAUUUAUUUCUUACAUUUUAUCACUAUCAAAAAGAGGAAAAUUAAUUUGGUUCACUAUAAGUUAGGGUUUUAAUCCAACCAUUCCUAUCCUGUAAAACGGUGCCAUUCCUCAAAUCACUGGGAAUUAUUUAACGUGGAAAUGAUAGGAACCACGGAAUUUGCUCCAUCAAAGGGAAGAGUGGAGGUAAAUCCAUAAGUUAAAAUUUUGGCCUUGAUCGAUUUUGUGUCAGUACGUGUUCUGUGUAAUGACACUGUGUGAUGACACUGUGUAAUGACACUGUGUGAUGCUCCUCCCACUUUUAUCAUUGUUAUGUGCACAACCCAGAUGUGGAUUCAUAAUACAAAUGAUGUGUGAUCCAGGGGCGUCAGAAGCAUUUUGAAUGUGGAGGGGAGACACUGGAAAACAGCGCUGGGUGAACUAAUAGUUUAUGUUAAAUGUGGGGGGGUCAUGUCCCCCUCAGAUUUAAUGGUGGCGACGCCCAUGGUGUGAUGUAUACUCCCAAGAGUCCCUGAGGGAGGAGAGAAUGAAACAGAAUGAUAGAUAACAUGAGUUGUAACACUUACAGCAAUGAUGGUUCCUAAUUUUGUCCAUGUAACGUAAGGCGUAGAUGAGGACAAAUUGCUGAAGAGGGAAAGUGGGAUGUUGUUUUGAAAUGACAUCACAAGUACGAUAAAAAACCAAACCCUUGCAAAUUCCAGGCACUGCUGUGCCAUUUUUAAUUUAAUGCAAAAAUCUAUCAUUAUAAUCGAGAGUUUUGUUCAACUGAGGUGUACAUAUAUUUAAAAAAAUAGAUUUAUUUUUGCUUUAUACAUGUAAAUAUCUAAAGGAAUCAGGAAUUCUGACAAUGAUUUCUUAAUUAAAUUUUUUUUAUUUGGUUAAUUUGCAAGACAGUUCCUGUGUUUAAAAGGAACAAUGAAAUAGUAUUAACUGACUUCUAGUUAUUUAGAAUUAUUUUCUGCAUGCUUUAUAGACAUACAUCCACAGUGAUUAUUUAGUGUGUAUUUUUGUAUUUAUUUUUAAAUAUAUAUGCGCUGCAUAAAAAAUUGCUUUUAUGAAGAUAGAAAUGACAGUAUUUGUGCACUUGCGUAGCUUUUGUAGUGUUUGUGGCCAAAUUAAGAAGCUAUUUUAGAAGCUGAAAUGAAGUGAGGAAAAACACUUUGUCCAGCAGGGGGAGGAAUCAUGAAAUACAGUUAUAUCUGAUAGUCUUGAAGAUGGAAAUGAAAUGCAGUUGAUAUAAAACACAUCCAUUCUCAUCUAGAUUGUUUCCCAUUUCACUAUUUGAAAUGCAAUUCAAAGAUCACAGAGGUACAUUUGAACUGGAAGCAACAAGUGAAAAAUAAACUUUGGAAAAUGUC